Neopsephotus bourkii (Bourke's parrot) is the source of this 1141-nucleotide messenger RNA. RefSeq names its product claw keratin-like. Gene Ontology annotation, cellular component: intermediate filament. NCBI's taxonomy places the organism in Eukaryota, Metazoa, Chordata, Aves, Psittaciformes, Psittacidae. Bases 210 to 740 code for a protein of 176 amino acids. The record is from RefSeq and is a predicted model, not a curated record. The transcript has 3 exons. Gene Ontology annotation, molecular function: structural constituent of cytoskeleton.
GGGAUUUCUAAAACAGAAAAAUCAAUAAAGCCGACAACAACAACAACAACAGCAACAACAGCAUGGUAGGAAAAACAUGAGGCAUCUUUCAGGUAAUGCUUCAGGAUUGCUUUAUGUGAGCAUAUAAAAGUGCUUGUAACUCAGAUCUCUGUAGCUGCCUCUGCUGACUUGCUCUUCUUGGUGACUGGGUUGGCUUGUUUUCUGCAAAGAUGUCUUCCUAUGGACAGAUGAUUAGCUCCCGCUGUGCUGAGCCAUGUGAAGUAACAUGCCCACAACCAUAUGUCAACUGUUGGAACGAACCUUGUGUCAGCUCAUGUGGAGACUCAAGAGCAAUCGUGUAUGCGCCACCCGUUGUCGUGACUUUCCCAGGACCCAUUAUAAGCUCCUGCCCUCAGGAAAGUUUUGUGGGAACUGCUCUUCCUGAAAUUGAGGGUCAGAAUGGCUCUGGAGGUGGAGGAAUGGGUUCCGGAGGUGGAAUUGGCUCUGGAGGUGGAGGAAUAGGCUCUGGUGGUUCCUGUGGUGGAGGCAGCUCCUAUGGGAUGGGCUCUCAUGGUUCAGGCGGCUCUUGUGGUGGCAUAGGAGGGGGCUCAUAUGGUGGGGAAGGCUCAUGUGGUGGUGGAUUCUCCCGUUUGGGAAACUUUUACCGAAACUCAUAUUUUUCAGGAUAUGGUAGAUAUUAUUCCCCCCUUUUUUCCAGAGGGUAUUAUAGAUAUCGCUAUGGAAAUUAUGGGCCAUUUUAAAUCUUUAAGAAAGGUUAAUGACUGGAGAAAUAGUAAAAUACAAACUAGUAGCUGACAUAGAGACCUGGAAAUCAGACAUGCCAAGCAGCCUCUGCUCCAGCCUAUGUCAGAGGAGCUGGGGUUGCUUGGGAUCUCAUUGCGCUUUAUCUAAGGCUUAUGGUCCCAAUGUUGCCUCACUUUGUCAUCUGCUCAUGUUAUGUUUUGUUUUUUCUGAACCUGAAGAGGGUAAACCAAGUAAUGGAAUUUGACUGUAAAAGCGUCCAGCUGAAAGAAGAACACCUUGUGAGCCCUGUGCUCCUCUGCAUGCAUGAUUGAUUAUAGCCCUUGUUUGAAAUGGAAAUUACAUUCUUUGUCUCUUCCUUGCCUCAUUCUGCAAGAAUGUAUUCCAGUCUUUGUUUGUA